CCGCUCCUGCAGUCACUCUCCGUCGGUGCGCUCGCCUGAUGCGCAGCGCCUCCCCAACUGGUUCCUCACUUUGUCAAAGUCCUGUACGUGAGCAGGUCUGCUGAACGGCUCCCUCACUGCGCGUAAAAGAUGAAACCUUGAAUUUCUUUUUACAGAAGUUGAAGCGCUGUGACACAAGACGGGGUGAACACAAUGGGGCUCGGGUCAUUUUGGAGUUUUCCUCUCUUGGCUUUCGUGUUUCUCUUUCGCCACAAGUUUGUGGCUCAGGCGGAAAUAACUUCUCUGAGAGCAAACGACAGGUUUCAUCACCUGCAGGUUUUGCCACUUGAAGAGCGUGAAACCGGAGAAUCUGCGGAGGUCAGAGAAUCACUGAAAGUCGACGUUCGCGCAAAAGUUUUAAACGGGCGUGAAACGGAACCAGACGGUGAUUUGAAUCCAAGGGAUGACAAACAAAUGGGAGUUGAGACGCAGAGCGGACUUGGAAGCGAGGCGCCGAUCGGCAUCGAAACAGCACCAGGCGAUUCCAGUCGUCUCAAAAUACCUGAUCAAAAGUAUGCUUACAUGUCUGAGGGCAAGCACGCGCGAGAUACGGAGAAUAUUUCCCCAAGAAAGAAGGCAAAAAGGAGUGUGGUCGCAUCAUACAGCGAGGAUGUGGAUAGGAGCAUAAGCGGAAGAGAGAGAUAUGUGGAGACUGUGCAAGGUGUUCCCAACUCCAGAGUCGAGUACCGGCGCAGCGGGGACGAAGCCAGAGGUUCUAACCCCAAACAGAGUGAGCCAUACCUGGACACUUCUACUUUUGCUCUGUCGGGAGACUCCGCGCACAACCAGGCGAUGGUGCACUGGUCUGGACACAACAGCAGCGUGAUCCUGAUCUUGACGAAGCUGUACGACUUCAACCUGGGAGCUGUUACUGAGAGCUCCCUCUGGAGAUCCACCGAUUAUGGAAGCACCUACAACAAACUCAACGACAGAGUGGGUUCAAGGACAGUUUUAAGUUACCUGUAUGUCUGCCCAACCAACAAGCAGAAGAUAAUGAUGCUCAGUGACCCGGAGGUAGAGAGCGCCGUGCUCAUCAGCUCAGAUGAAGGAGCCAGCUUUGAGAAAUAUCCCGUCAACUUCAACAUCCUGAGCAUGCUCUUCCACCCGACGCAGGAGAACUGGAUUCUAGGCUACAGUCACGAUAGCAAGCUGUACAGUUCACUGGACUUUGGAAGGAAGUGGCAGCUUGUCCACGACAACGUGAUGCCAGGCCGAUUCUACUGGGCGGUAAUGGGGCUGGACAAAGAAUCCGACGUGGUCCACAUAGAGACGCGCAUCGCGAAAGGCCGAGCUCAGUAUGUGAAGUGCAGAGCCCAGCGAUGCACAGAAGGCAACCGACAGCACCUCUUCCCUGGAGAUGUGGACACCAACUCACUGGUGGUGCAGGAUGAAUACGUCUUCACACAGGUAACCAAGUCAGGACGACCCAGCUACUUUGUCUCCUACAUGAGGGAGUCCUUCAGGCAGAUGCAGUUACCUAAAUACUGUCUACCCAAGGACAUGCACAUCAUCAGCACAGACGAGAAGCAGGUUUUUGCUGCAGUCCAGGAAUGGAAUCAGAACAACACUUACAGCCUCUAUAUCUCAGACUCCCCGGGGGUCUACUUCACCCUCUCAUUAGAGAAUCUCAGAACCAGCAGAGGACCCGCUGGUAACCUCCUGGUCGACUUUUACAAGGUUGAGGGAAUUAAUGGCAUGUAUCUCGCCAACAAACUGCUGGAUAAUCGCAUCAAGACUUUUAUUACCUACAACAAAGGACAGACAUGGGCCCUCCUGCCAGCUCCUGGCACUGACGUGGCUGGGAAUAACCUGCACUGCGUUCUGCCAUUUUGUUCGCUGCAUCUUCAUCUGGAGAUGUCGGAGAAUCCGUACACCUCUGGGCCCAUCACCAGCAAAAAGUCUGUACCGGGAAUCAUCGUGGCCACAGGAAAUAUCGGAACAGAACUGUCCUCCACCAGCCUUGGGAUGUUUAUAACAGCUGAUGCAGGGAAUAGCUGGAGACAGAUAUUUGACGAAGAGCACAACAUUUGGUUUCUCGACAACGGCGGGGCUUUGCUGGCGGUCUUACAGGCAGCGACACCGAUCCGACACUUGUGGAUCAGUCUCGAUGAAGGAAAGAAGUGGGACCGUCACAGUUUCUCUUUGGCACCUCUGUAUGUGGACGGCGUUUUGAUGGACCCAGAAUCAGACAAUCACAUUAUCACGUUUUUUGGCCACUUCAGCCAUCGGUCAGAGUGGCAGCUGAUCAAGAUCGACUACCUGGGCCUCUUCAGCAGGAGAUGCAUGGACGGAGAUUAUCAGAUGUGGAACCUGCACAACAAGGGGGAGCUGUGUGUCAUGGGCGAAAAGCAGAUCUUUAUGAAACGCAGACCAGGCAACCGCUGUAUGCUGGCCCAAGACUAUUCCAGAAUCUAUUCCUCAGAGCCAUGCCUCUGCACAGCCUUUGAUUUUGAAUGUGAUUACGGGUGGGAGCGCCAGCCAGAUGGGAAGUGCUCCCCUGCUUUUUGGUUUAAUCCAAAUGGUGCAGCUAAAAGCUGUAGCACCAGCCACAGCUUCCUUAACAGCACAGGGUAUCGGAAAGUUUUGUCCAAUAACUGUAAGGAGGGCGGGAAGAACGUGUACUCGCCGAAGAGGCAGGUGUGUCGUACCCGGCCGCCCCGAGGCCUCCGACUAACCACCAGUCAUGGAGAGCUCAGCGCCCUGGUGGGGAGCAAUGUUACCUUCAUGGUCUACCUCGAUGAUGGAGGCUCACUGGGGACAAGCAUCCAUCUAGACUUUGGGGACGGCAUCAAGAUCAUAUACUCCAAUCUGAGCAGGACAGAUGAUGGCAUCAAGCACAUCUACAGAACGACUGGGAUUUACCGAGUGACGGCUUCAGCUGAGAACAGCCAGGGAUCUGACAGCAGCACCCUGUUUUUACACAUCACCAGUCCAGUGGAGCGUAUAUAUCUCUCCGCUCCCAUUGUAGCCAUCAGGGGGAGGGAGGCUAAUCUGACGGCCGUGGUUUGGCCGAGUCACACCAGAACGCUGACCUUCUUCUGGUGGUUUGACAACAGCUCCGAGCCCAUUAUAACCUUGGAGGGAAGCAUCUCAUACACAUUUCAGAGAGAGGGAAAAAACAAGGUCACGGUCCAGGUUGCUUCUGGGAGCAACAUCGUGCAGGAUUCAAAAGUUAUAACAGUUAAAGAGAUCUUUAGGUCGCUGCUGUUGUCGUUCUCGCCGGCGCUUGACGAGCACAAUCCUGACAUCUCUGAGUGGAGGGAGGACAUAGGCCGCGUGGUGCGGACAGCUCUGUCACAGGUGUCGGGGGUUCCUGAAGAUCAGCUGCUGGUGUCACUAUACCCGGGUCUCCCAACCACAGCAGAGCUCUUCAUCCUUCCUGUCGAACACACUUCGAGCACGGCGGAGUCUCUGGAAAUGAUAUCGGACAUUUUCGUCACUGCCCUGAACCAAGGCCUGAUCCAGUUUGAGCUGAAAGCUGAUGUUCACAUCAUUGUAUACAUGACUCAGCAAACUUUGGCGCCACUUGUGGAUUCAAACUCCAUCCACAGUGGGUCGGCCAUGCUGAUGCUGCUCACUGUGGUAUUUGUUGGUUUGGCUGCGUUCUUCAUCUACAAGUUCAAAAGGAAAAUCCCUUGGAUCCACGUUCAGACUGAAGACAGUCACGAGAAAGAACCGGAAGUGAUCAGCACGGUCGGUCAGAACGACAACAUGUCGAAGGUGAAGCUCAACGAGUUUCCUUCUCCGAAAGAGCUCAUGGUGAAGGAUCUGGAGGCGAGGAGCAGAGUGACAUCAGGAGGAAUGGGACGCAGCAUGGAGAGAAUUGUAACCAGGGAGUUUCCAAAUUGUACUAAUGUCUAAAGACGCUCUGUGACUGAGUAAGUACAGGUUGUUGUGUCGCGAUUGUGCAGAAACUGUUUUGCUUUGUCAGCAUUUAUUGAUUUCACAAUCAUAGCUGCUAUCGUUCAAAGGUUUUUUUUACAUAUUAUGGGUAGAGUUAGUGAGUAUAGUUCAAAAUGUGAUGAAGAUCAUACACUGAACCAGAUUCAAAGGCCUCCAGUUUGAGGGCGGUGAAUACCUGAGAAAUCUGCUGAGAAAACAACGGGGCCCUGACACAAAAGGGUCCAAUUGGCACCGGGAAUGUCUUGUUCUCUACCACUGUAAUGUUAUGACUGUUCAGCUGAUACUGGCACCUUUUUUCACUCACUGUGGCAGCAAGUGUGAUUCUUUAUCAGGGUAAUAAUAGACAGUGUCAAAAUAUCUCAGAAUCCUGAGAAAAUAUUGAUAUAAUGUAAAUGAGAAAUGGUCAUUAGUGAAAGUAUGUAUGUGUUUCACUGCCUACGUUUAAUGUAUUCACUUUAAAUAAGCAUUAAAGGGGACAUAUUAUGCAAAAUCAACUUUUUAACCAUUUCAAUACUCAUAUUUGGGACUCUGGAGGCCCUACCAGUCGCCAAAGUGUGGAAAAAGAAUACUCAGUCAUGUUUUCGUGGUCCCCCUUAGUGUAAGUAUAGGCGAUAAAACACUCGAUGUUGAAUUCCCUCCGCUUAUGACGGCAGCAUGCACAUUUCACCGCGAAUGUUACCGCCCCACCAGUAAGUUUACCUCGAGAGCUCCACCUUAGCGCCACCUUGUCCCUGCGAGAGUGCAGGCGAGGGAGGAAGAGCAGUAUUAUGUCAACGCGGAGGGACAAGUGUGCUGUUACACAAACUUCCAGCCUCAGAGGAUUUUAUAUAUGAAGCUAAUGUGCCGGAUAAAGUCAGCAAACGUGUGUUUGUGUGUUCGCACCACUUCACAUCAGACUGCGGCCAGCGGUCGCCGUAUUUAGUCACCAACGUACAAACACACACAUUGUUAAGAAAAGGUCACAUAGAGCUCAUAACUGACCAUUCUGACACGUCCUAAUUAAAAAUAUUUGUUCAGUACGUCCUCCAUGACCGGAGCACAGACUCAGUCUGAUACAGUCACAUACAGCAGCAGUUUAUGCAGCUCACCGCUGGUGAUCAGCGGUGCUGCACUCUCUGUGAAAAUCAGUUAAAAAGACAUAGGGACAGCACCGAGCUGCCUAAACUGCCGCUGUGUGUGACUGAUCGCCAGCUCCGGAGCAUACAGUCACCGGUCUGAUACAGUCACAUACAGCUGCAGUUUAUGCAGCUCGCCGCUGGCGAUCAGCGGUGGCGAGGUCUCCGGAGCACAGUCACCGGUCUGAUACAGUCACAUACAGCGGCAGUCAGCGGUGCUGUCCCUAUGUCUUUUUAACUGAUUUUCACAGUGAGUGCAGCACAGCUGAUCGGCACUGUUGGGCUCGAUCCUUAUGUAGGAAGUCUCUUCCUGUGACGGCACUCUCGCUGUUUUCUGUGCACGCUGCCAUGUUGAUAUUGUCAGAGAACUAGUGGAGGGAGGGGGAGACGAAUGGAGCAGAGGGAACAGGAUCUGAGCGAGUGAGCGCUGUAAAGAGGACAAAUCAGAAACCCCCUGGAAGAAGUGGGUGUGUCUCAUUUGCAUGUAAAGGGACCACGCACAAAACCGAGCGUUCUGAAAGGGGCGGGUUAAGCAGGGUUAUUAAACUGCUAUGGUGCUUCAUCCUUUUGGUAUUUUGACCAAAGCAUGUCACUGACAUGUUCAUUAGGACACCAGGGAACUAUUUUAAUGGGGGAAAUAGGGUAUAAUAUGUCCCCUUUAAGUUACAUUUAUAUAGUAUUUUAAGGAUUACUGAGGCCCUUUGAGGCGCAUUGUUUCAUUACCGGGUGCCCUACCGUCAUAUGAGAGACAUAUAAUUAAUAGACCGUUUUAGGUUUAACUUUCAUACUGUUAUGACACUUUUCAUUUCGCUCUGGAUAAACUGUGCGUCACCGUUUACUGCCCCCAUAACUAGAGGUCUUUGAGUUGCGUAUAUAUAUAUAUAUAAUGAAUAUAUGUAAAAAUGUCAAAUCUGACAAAAUGUGAAAGCUUCUGGGAAAUAAUUGAAUAGACAUAGUUUUUUUUUGUCUCUCUUCGCUUUGUAAGACGACAUGGUGCUUUCAAUGACUGUCUCCUUGAUAUAUAUAUAUACAUAUAUAUCUAUACAUAUACAUACACACAGUAUAUGGACAUGAAAGUCUGGCCUUACAGGUGGAAAUACUGACAAGUUGUACAUAAAAUGAGAUGGAAUGUAAAUCUAUACAGUAGCUUCAUUCUUUCACUGUAAAGUCGAGUCACGGGCAUCAUGACCUUCUGUUCACAACACGCUGUAUGUCCUUUAUCCUAUACUUUUAUUUUUAUUUUAUACAGUAGCAUGCUCUAAUCAUCUGUGAUAACACGCUUAAGACUAAUGACUUCUAUAUAUAUAUAUAUAUAUACAUAUAUGCACACACUGUAUAUGUGUAUAUACUGUAUAUAUAAAGGUCAUUUUAAGGUUUACUUGUCACAUUUAACUUGAUACAUUAAUAGUCCAGUUGUGCAAUGGCCAAAAACUUGUGCAUGAUCUAUGAUAUUGUUCCUUUUUGUCGAUGAUAAGAGAAAAAAACAACAACAACGUCUUGUUUCGAAUCACAUUUCUUACUGUGAACAAAUUGCCAUUUUAAAAAUUGUUCAAAAAUAAAUGUAUUUUUAUAUGGUA
Messenger RNA from Solea solea (common sole), 6634 nucleotides. It is a transcript of the gene sorcs3b, whose product is annotated as sortilin related VPS10 domain containing receptor 3b. Gene Ontology annotation, cellular component: membrane. Gene Ontology annotation, molecular function: protein binding. The record is from RefSeq and is a predicted model, not a curated record. Lineage: Eukaryota; Metazoa; Chordata; Actinopteri; Pleuronectiformes; Soleidae. Bases 193 to 3900 code for a protein of 1235 amino acids. The transcript is spliced from 27 exons.